AGAGAUUGCACGUUAUUAAAAGGACUGCAUAUUAAAGGAGGCUACAUGUGUACUACAUAGAGCGGGAAACGCAGUGUAGGCUAUAAUUAAAUUAUGUCAAUCACUUAAUAUUAGGUGAAACGCAGUAGUUUUCAUGUUUACUCUCUCGCUCCUUACAAUUGUCACAAAAUAUACAGGAUUUAUUGUAGUAAUAAUAAUAAGUGAUAAUUUAACGUGUUGACCAUCGUAAUUUCUUAACCGUUGUCUAAACUAAGUCAAAUUGAUAAUGAAUUUAAAUCAAACAUUCACAUAAGUGUUUCUAACCUUUAAGGGGCUCUCCAUGCCGCAGCAGUUCCGCGUGGCAGUAACGUACACGCUAAGCAGCCGUCGUGUUCGGGGCCUGGGAGGGCGGUUGCAGGCUGGGCUUUGGCGAUAUUUUGUUCGAAAUUAACCACGCCCUCUACCCCAUUCCUGGCUUGGCAAAUUUGAUCGAAUUAAUACUGGAAUAUUGAUUUUUAAAAUAACAUCAAAGUACUGUAUACUAUGGUAUAAUAUCUGGGCGAUAUUAUGAUAUUAAAGCGACAUGUUUCUGAGCCAUUGCGAGAUAUCACCGGGAUUUCUCGAUUUGGCUAAUGCUGCCGAUGACAUCAAUAAAUAUACGGCGCUAAAAUAACAGGUAAUUGGUAUUUUUCAAAUCGCAACACUAUUUGCCUCGCCUAAAAAUCACGUUUUGUUUUAUUAACAUGGAUACGCUCUAGAUUUUGUUAAAGUAAUGUUUUAUCGGUUUGCGUUAAAUUAUUUGUAGGUGAUGUCAAGAGAUAAAGGAUAAAUUUGCUAACGCUUGCGGCUGUGGUCAGAGUAAAGCUAGGCUGGGAGUGGUUGACUAACUCUACCCUCAAGAGAAAACUAAACUACAUUAUUAUACGUUAUUAUUUAUAACAAAACAGGCAUCCAAGUAGAUUUCUGAGAUGCCCUUUCUUUUAACAGUACACCUUUUAUCCGUCGCUUGCGUUUUCUAUCCUCCAAUUAGAUAUUUUCUCAUCUUUUCUGUAUUUACAUCAUUGAAGUUUAUGAUAGUAAAAACAAUACGUAGCGAUCUUGCGGGGUCUUACGUGGUAUUUUACAAUACUCAGAAUACAUGUAUAUUGAGGGUUUCAAUUUUUUGACCAAUCAGCAAACGGUAUUUUGACAGCGCGUUAGGAUUGGACAAGGUAGUUACAUUCUAGAAUUUUGCGUUGCAGUACGCGACAUAUUGCGUAAUUUAUUUAACAUUCCAUACAAACCUGCACAGAAUUUUGCUUUAGCUGAUUCACACAUACUGGCAUUUUGGAAUAAUCGAAGUAUAACAUGGAAAUUAACAAGCCUUCAGUUUCGGAGUCUAGAGUGAGAGGGAAGAAGAGAUCCCGCUCACCAAGUGAGGAUGAGGGACACCCUGUGAAAAGGGCGAGAAGGAACCUAAAUUCACAAGGCAGAAUUCAUCCAUCGACAUCCUCAGCCAAAGCCGAGAAGGGCCCCUUUAAAGUCUCUCAGUCUCGAGUGAGAGGGAGGAAGAGAUCCCGCUCACCGAGCAAGGAUGAGGGACGCCCAGUGAAAAGGGGGAGGAGGGAAAGUCCUGCUGCAGCACAAAGUGGCUACAGUGAAGCCGUAGCUGGGAGUGGCACUGGAGGAGUUCCGGCAGAUAUCUCGGCACUUCGGACGAAACUCCUUCAGGAAAUCAGCCAACAGCUGACGCUAAGAAAAAUGGAGCCAACAGCUUUGGAUGAUGCAGGCCACUCAGUUUUGAGUCCCAAACCCACCACCUUUAAUUCUAAAGAACGACUGGAGGAUUUUUUCUCUAGAGGGGCUCUAAUUGGUAGUGGAGGGUUUGGCAGCGUAUUCGCCGGAAUCCGGAAGGACGACGGAUUACCAGUAGCCAUCAAAGAAGUGCGCAGAGAGGAAAGGGAAGAGGUAGACAUACCUGCACUUGGGGGGAAGAUGCCAAAGGAGGUGGCUUUGAUGAAGCAGCUGAGCAUCCCUCCGGCUUGCCCCUACAUCAUCAAGCUUGAUGGGUGGUACGACGAUCGUGCAAGCCAUGCAAUAGUGAUGGAGAGACCUGAGCCGUGUCUGGAUCUCUAUCACUUUUGCAUGGAACGCGGUGGCUACAUGAGUGAGGAGCUGGCACAGCUGGUGCUGCUACAGCUGGUGCUGGCCCUCUUUCACUGUGAGGAUCGGGGCGUCCGGCACGGGGACAUCAAGGCACAAAACCUCCUCAUCCAAACAGACAGUCUACAGGUUAAACUGAUAGACUUUGGAUGUGGAGGUUUUCUGAAAGGCAGCCUCGAUCCAGAGUACUUGGGAGCAGCUGUGAAUGAGUCCCGGGCCAGAUUUCUGCGGGAUUUCAAUUCCACCUACACCACCAUGGCUAUCGGAGAAAUGCUCUUCCGCCUGGUGUGUGGAUCGGCACCAUCUUGCAGCCAGGAAACCGAAUCUCUGCGUUUCCCCAGAGAAGUCUCAGAAGAAUUUCGGGAUCUAAUGGACUGGUGCCUAGGGGAACAUCACAGCAAUCGUCCAACCUUGGAGCACAUUGCAUGUCAUCCUUGGCUCCAGAAAUGUUGAGAGUCGGUCUUAGACAAGACCGAGGGCUGCUACGAUUAGUCAACGUAAUCAAUGACAUCGACAACAAAAAACGACGUUGACUACUUGAGGAAACACCUCGUUAAACAUAAAAUAUGUUUACGGGUGUAUGAAUGUUUGGUGUUGAUAGUCGGAGUGCCACAGUUAAAGGUACAGCGCCUGCACCAACAAUCAUCCGUGCAGCCAGCAUCGAUAUUGAGAACAUCAAAACUACGCCAUCGACAAGUUCUACUGCAGCUUCAGGACUUCCUGAGCAUGCCCUCAUCUUGGAUGUCAGGACGAGAUGGAACAGCCUCUUUCUAAUGAUAGAGCGCUUUGUGGAGCAAUACCCUGACACAGGCAAGACUGCACUGCAGAUUGGGCCAUCAAUCACUGAAAAGGCCCAGAAGGAGGUACAGCUAUACAGGAGCCACCCGGCAGUCCUCAGCUCAGUGAACCCUAUCCUGUGGUGGCAGAAGAGGGACCAGAUGCCACUGUUCACUAACUUGGCCAAAAAAAUAUCUGUGUGUUCAGGCCUCCUCAGAUCGGGUGUUUUGAACAGCAGGGGGCACUGUGAGUGUGGAGCGGGCACGGCUUUCACCCGAAAAGGUUGACAUACAUGUCUUCAGGGGCGAUUUUAGCCCAUUUUUGGGGGUGCUUCAGCACC
Molecule: messenger RNA, 3238 nt
Organism: Paramormyrops kingsleyae
Lineage: Eukaryota; Metazoa; Chordata; Actinopteri; Osteoglossiformes; Mormyridae
Product: serine/threonine-protein kinase pim-3-like
Biological process (GO): regulation of mitotic cell cycle; negative regulation of apoptotic process; protein autophosphorylation
Cellular component (GO): cytoplasm
Molecular function (GO): ATP binding; protein serine/threonine kinase activity
Source: RefSeq, a predicted model, not a curated record